GAUAAUUGUGACAAUGAGGUGCCAUUGAACUCAGUAUGUGCUGUGUACAUGUGACAAUGGCCCUUUGAAGGCAGUGCUGGGUAGUGCAGUGCAGUGCAGAACGGAAUGCGCGUGCGCGGGGCCGGCCCGUUUGUUUACACGGCAGGCGUGCCGCGGCGGUCACGUGAGCUGGCGGUGACGUCAGCGCGGUUGUCGGGGAACUGCCGCUGCGGCCUCUCAGGUGAAGGCUGCUCUCACAGUUUUUGAUUUAAUCUACGAUGGAGCUGGCAAGCAACUUUUUUCGUGUGGAGUUCCCAAAUUUCACAAGUACUUUACUGCAAAGAUUAAACCAACAGCGUCAUGAAGGACAGCUAUGUGACAUAACUAUUCAAGUUCAGGGCCAUUUAUUCAGGGCCCACAGGGCUGUGUUAGCAGCUAGUUCACCUUAUUUUUGUGAUCAGGUACUACUGAAGAAUAGUAAUCGGAUUCUCCUGCCAGAUGUGAUGAGCCCAAAGGCUUUUGAGAAUGUUUUGUUGUCUUGCUACACGGGAAAGCUCGUACUGCCAGCCACCGACAUUGUCAGCUACCUAACAGUCGCAAGCUUUCUUCAAAUGUGGCAUGUGGUGGAUAAGUGCACGGAACUCCUAAAGAUCCCCACUGUCCCAUACCAUAAGGCAAAUCAUUCCACUGACCAUCAGUCACCCAGCAGCAGUAAUUUCAAUGGUUUAGGGGAGCAUUCCGAACUCGGGGUUCUCGGACCGCCCGAACUCAGUAAAGGUCUGACCGACGAUUCAAAGGCUGAGGAGAAUGGCGAAGAGAGCCCCAAAGAGGAUAACGUGUCACCGCCCCAAUCAGUAGAUCAUGACAACCUUCCCAGCAAUUCAUCUGGGGAGCAGGAUCAUUUAAGUGCGGAAAUGAACAGCCAGGAUGGCGAGGAAGGAGCAAGCGACAGUGCGGAGUACACAUUUGCCAGGCCGCUCUAUAGUCAGCCCAGUAUAAUGCCUCACAAACGUUGGGUGUACGUGAAACAGGAAAGGUUUGAGCAGGAUUACGGUGAUGGGGUGACUCUCCCUGCAGUGGAAGAUCAUCAGGUCUCCGAGUCGGAAAACAACACUCAGGCCGAGCCAGUGAUACAAUCGUCAAGUAUUGACGACAGCUUUAAUAUUGUUGCUGCCAAAAAUCCCGAGGUGUUUGAGGAAGGGUCUGAGAAUCGUUCCUAUGAUGAACAGGUUGACUUCUACGGCUCCUCGCUUGAUGAAUUUUCAGCCGACCGGGGAGAUGGAAACGUCAGUGCACACCGCCAGGAUCCGCUAAUGGCAGCUGAAAUGCAGGUGAAUCGACUGCCCGGUUACGGCGCCGAUGGUGAACCUGGAACACCGGUCAAUGAAAAUACCCCUCACUCUGGCUUCACCGCUGUUGUUUACAAACUUUACCCCUGUCAGUGUGGCAAAAACUUCACUCACAAGAGUCAGCGGGAUCGCCAUAUGAGCAUGCAUCUUGGUCUUCGACCUUACGGCUGUGGUGUUUGUGGUAAGAAAUUUAAAAUGAAGCAUCAUCUUGUUGGCCAUAUGAAGAUCCACACUGGCAUUAAACCAUACGAGUGCCACAUCUGCAGUAAGAAAUUCAUGUGGCGAGACAGUUUCCAUCGGCAUGUGACGUCCUGCACAAAACUCUAUCGGGUCCCUGAUGUCCGCUGACCAAACCUUUGGGCCGAGUGGCCCGCUUAAAUUAUAUAUGGUACUUAUUAUAGUGAUGAUGUUGUAAGUGCUUUCGACUCAUUCAGAGGUUCCCUCAGUCACAGUAGAAUGUCAGUGGUGACAGCCUGGGGUUUGUGAGAAAAAUAUUGGUGCCAUGAUGACAUUUAUUGAACCAAAACCAUGUUACACUUUAAAUCUUGCACAACUAUGUGACUGCUAAUCAUCUGAAAUGAAAAAAGAUGAGCCUUAUGUACAUGUUAAAGUGGAAAGAGGUUAAAGCAAAGCUAAAAAUAAAUGUUGAUCUGUAUUUUGCUAA
This is a messenger RNA of Amblyraja radiata (thorny skate), 1992 nucleotides long. RefSeq names its product zinc finger and BTB domain containing 43 (gene zbtb43). Gene Ontology annotation, molecular function: DNA-binding transcription factor activity, RNA polymerase II-specific; protein binding; RNA polymerase II cis-regulatory region sequence-specific DNA binding. Gene Ontology annotation, biological process: regulation of transcription by RNA polymerase II. The coding region runs from base 258 to 1676 and encodes 472 amino acids. NCBI's taxonomy places the organism in Eukaryota, Metazoa, Chordata, Chondrichthyes, Rajiformes, Rajidae. The record is from RefSeq and is a predicted model, not a curated record. The transcript has 2 exons.